AUGAUUUUAGCUUCUUUGAAGAAUCUUGGCGCAAAGACGACAAGUUUAUUUGAACGCAAAAAGAAAGAUGUGGAGCAAUUGGCGCAGGAAAAAGCAGCCGAGGCACAGAAAUUGGCCGAAGACCAAGCCAAGCUUGCAGCUGAUUCUUUAACGAAAGCUAAGACGGAUGCCGAAAAAUUGGCAUUGAGUACGGCGGAAGAUACCAAAAACCUAGCAGAGGGAGAGUUGAACAAAGCUGGAGAUUCGUUAAAUAAGGGAUUAACAACGGCUGACGAAAAAAUCAAUCAAGUCAAUUCGACCAUCGACAACACCAAACAGGAAAUUGGUGGGGCGGUCAAUGCUGCUACUUCGGCUUUUGAGCAAACUAAAAAGGCUGCUAAUGACGCCAUCAAUCAGGGUGUUAAGGCAGCUGAGCAAGCAUUAGACGAACAAGUUAAGCAUGUUGAGAAGGGAAUCGACGAAACAAUAAAGGUAGCAAGUGAUUCCGUCGAUCAUAAAAUGAAAGAAGCGAACACAUACGUUGAUUCGAAGCGUCAAGAACUAGAAAAGGGUGUUCAAGGUAUGGCUGCAAAAGCACAUGAAGCCACUGACGCUCAGGCUGCCGGUCUCUUGGGUAAAUUACAUCUUGGAAAGUGA
Messenger RNA from Bradysia coprophila, 636 nucleotides. RefSeq names its product titin homolog. The record is from RefSeq and is a predicted model, not a curated record. Lineage: Eukaryota; Metazoa; Arthropoda; Insecta; Diptera; Sciaridae.